Messenger RNA from Aspergillus nidulans FGSC A4, 762 nucleotides. RefSeq lists its product as uncharacterized. NCBI's taxonomy places the organism in Eukaryota, Fungi, Ascomycota, Eurotiomycetes, Eurotiales, Aspergillaceae. The transcript is spliced from 2 exons. The coding region runs from base 1 to 762 and encodes 253 amino acids. The record is from RefSeq and is a predicted model, not a curated record.
AUGCCGUCCUUCUACAAAAAGAGCUCCCCGUCUUUGGGUUCAGCUCCAGACCAAGUUCGAGCGCCAACCACCGAGUCUAAGCUCUCCUUACGGUCACUUUUCAGUCGCAAGGCGCGCGCUCCAGCGGUCACCGAACCACUUGCCGUUAAGGCUCAUAGCCGUCAGGCACCAGCACCGGCACUGGUACCGGAACCAGACCGGGAGCAGGAGCCCGAUUCAAUUUCAUCUGCCCUUCCCCCAACUUCAAGCUUACCCUCGCCUUCAUCACUUAGGCCAGAGCUGGAUUCAGAGAUAGAGUCGCCAAAGGAAUCACAAACCCAAGCCCAGACUACCUGGGAGGACAUCGACCCGCCGACGACUCUCCUUUCUCUCGCAGCGGAUCACUCAAUCUCAUCGGCGUCCAUCGCAUCCCGCUACCAGCAAUCCACCCAAACUGAGCCUACAGUUCCAGUUCCAACCUCAGACCCAACCACUACCAUGCUCACCUCUUCAAGCCCAUCACCCUCCACUCCCUCCCUCCUCCCCUCCUACAGCGACGUAAGCGGCGCCGUCAUCGUCGACGCCUACGGGACGCCGCGCUUCCUGACCCCACAGGAAGAACAAGAGCGCAAAGAAGCGCUGGCGCAGGCGGUCCGCGAGCGCAUGAUGGGACUGCCGAGGCGGACGGAUUUCAGUUGGGAGGCGUCAGCAACGCCGGUUCUGCCGAGCUAUAAUGCUAGUACGCCGUAUCGCCCUGUAUAUGCACGAUCUGCGGGUUAUUAG